AUGGCGGCAUACGCGUUGCGGUGGACAACGAGAUGCCUUAUAAGAAUUACACACAAAAAGCUAGGUUUGUCGAAAGGAGUUUGGUGUGAAGUCAAGUGUUUAAGGAGGUGUUCAACGUUUUUUGCAGGACAUACAUCUACGUCAGCACCUUGGGCUGUUCAUAGUGGACUCAUCAGCCACUAUGACAGCCUUGUCCUCUCCGGGUCACUGCGAGAGGACGCUCAACAGAGAGCUGCACUUCUUCAGUUAGGACAGUUAAACAGAGUGAUGACAGACUAUACCAACAUCCCGAUCCUUCUCCCUCAACCUAAAGACUGUUUACAGAGUCAACCCACCUCAGAACUGGAGAAUAAAGUAAACUCAAAUGAAAAAGAAGACAGAGAUGUUAAUGACACACAGGAGGUGUGGAGUCCCCAAACAAAGCCACAUCCUCCUCGUGGUUACUAUAUCCAUGGUGAUGUUGGCACUGGGAAAACAAUGCUGAUGGACCUUUUUUAUUCAUUUGUGAAAAGCAGAAGAAAAAACAGGGUUCAUUUCAAUGCAUUCAUGUUAGAUGUACAUAGAAGGAUCCACAAACUGAAACAGAGCCUGCCAAAGCGACGGAUUGGUAAAAUGACAAUGUAUGACCCCAUCUUUCCGGUUGCUAUGGAGAUCGCAGAGGAAACCUGUCUCCUAUGCUUUGAUGAGUUUCAGUCCGGCAUCAUUAUCAAACUGUACAAAAACGGGCUUCAGAGGGCUGCUUUUGUGCCUUUCAUUGGCGUACUCAAGGAAUAUUGCAAUUUUCAUUCCAUAGAAACAGGUCUCUUUUACCGGACAAGGGAAAUGGAAGCAGCAGGAAGACUAUACUACAUAUCAAGUGAGCCUGAUACAGAGAAUGCUGUCAAUACGCUGUUUGUGGAACUGGCAUACAGACAAAAUGAUGUAGCCAGGCCAAGGGUGCUGAACGUUCAGGGAAGAGAAGUGACCCUGAGCAGGACCUGUGGAACCAUUGCAGACUGCACCUUCCAAGAGCUGUGUGAGCGACCAUUGGGUGCAGGUGAUUAUUUAGAAACCGCACGGCAUUUUGACACGGUCAUCAUACGGAAUGUUCCUCACUUUCGAGUCGGUAUGAAGGACCAGGCUAGACGCUUCACCACACUCAUUGACAACUUUUAUGACCAAAGGGUUAGAGUGGUGAUAUUGGCCGAUGCACCGUUACACCGCCUCGUUACACACGAACUCGGCCUGACCGAUGAGGCCAGUGAGCGGCUGACAUUGUUCACAGCAGACGAAGAGGUCUUUGCCUUCCAGAGGACAAUAUCUCGCCUCACAGAGAUGCAGACAGAACAGUACUGGCUAAGUGGGGAUCGGAGUCAAACAUGA
Molecule: messenger RNA, 1362 nt
Organism: Sinocyclocheilus rhinocerous
Lineage: Eukaryota; Metazoa; Chordata; Actinopteri; Cypriniformes; Cyprinidae
Product: lactation elevated protein 1 homolog B-like
Exons: 15
Coding region: 1-1362 (453 amino acids)
Cellular component (GO): mitochondrion; cytoplasm
Molecular function (GO): ATP hydrolysis activity; ATP binding
Source: RefSeq, a predicted model, not a curated record